ACUCUCAUAAGAUCUACUAAAAAGGCUUCUCCUAACCCUUUCCAGCGGACCCAGCCUUCUAGAAUCCGUUCAUCGUUUUCUUUCUUGUCUAUGACCUUUUUCGUGAAUUGUCGUUAAAUGAGUCUGACCGUUCUCUCCUGCCAACCCGAACAUGGCAUCCCCGGCGCCGCCGACAUUUGACUACUCUGACGAUGGGCCGGCCAUAAUUAUCAGCUGUGGCGUGCUCGCCGUACUGGCCACAAUCACUGUAGCGGUGCGGUUCUGGGCGAGGAAACUGUCGAGUUUUGGGUAUGGGAUGGACGACUGGUUGGCCUUGGCCGCGCUGAUCUUUCACCAUGGCGCCUACGGUUCCAGCAUCGGGAUUGUCAAAUACGGCCUGGGAAGAGAUAUCAACUUGCUAAUGGCGACGGAGCCGGGAAUGCUCGUAGGGCUGUACAAGUCAAUGUUCAUAGGAGAGCUAUUCUACGGAUUCAGUGCCAGCCUGGCGAAACUAUCCGUCCUCGCAUUCUACUGGCGUGUGUUCCCGACGCAAAACGUGAAAGUAGGAUGCAUGGUACUCGCCUCGCUGUGUUUUGGCUGGACGAUCAGCAUCCAGAUAGUCAACCUGCUCCAGUGUCGGCCGCUUGAGGCGUUCUGGAACCUGGAACUGCGGGAGCUUCCGGGCACGGUGUGCCUCGACGUCCUCCUGUACUUCAUAGGCAACUCUUCGGCCAACUGCGUCAUCGACUUUCUCACUUUGAUCCUGCCCGUACGCGAGGUGCUCAGGUUGAACAUGACGACUAGGAGGAAGUUUGGGGUUUUGGGUAUCUUUCUACUUAGUGGCAUUGCCUUUGCGGCCAGCAUGACCCGUACGAUAUCCAUCGGUGUAGUAUGGACCCUAGGCGUCACCAACUUUACCAAGCAAUUCAGCACCGGCUGCGCCGCCUCGAACAUCGAGAUCUACGUCGCCAUCAUCGGCGCCUGCCUGCCGACCAUGGUGCCCGUGUACAAGCGGGUGCGCCACGGCAGCUCGUUCAACAGCAAGCUGACGCCCACGUCGAACACGGCCGCCAGCGGCGUCAAGACCAUCGGCAAGAUCGCGAGUAGAAAACCGCCGGACAAGGGGUUCGAGCGGCUCAACGAAGAGGAGCUCAACCCGAGCGAGUACUACAGCAACCACCAGGUCAACGUCAGCAGCUGGGGCGAGCGGCAUGCACAGCGCGAUAGCACGAUGGAUAUUCCGCUGGAAGGAAUCGUGGUCAAGCAGGAUAUGACGGUGUCGGAAACUUUGGCUACUACUAAGCCUUAGCCUGCCUACCUAGCUGCCUACCUAUCUUAUCCUGUCCAGUACGACAUAACUUUAGAAUAUAUUUGUUUCCUGGCGAAAAAAGGGCGGUGUUGAAUUGAAUUGAACUGUGAUACCGAUAUUUCCUGCUUAUCUAGGCCAAUAGCAGGUAGAUAGCUGAACCGCUUGCUUAAAAGAGGUCAUUUUCUCAAUUAAGCCUUUUUUACAACUUACACACCACACCAUUAAACGAGCUGCUAUAUGCAUAUGGCUUGCACCAGAGAAUCCCAAUAAGGAACAUUGGGUGGGUGACCAACACUCCAAUCAAGGGGUCAGGGACGAGUAUCUAUUGUAUGACCCCUUACGAAGGAUG
This is a messenger RNA of Hypoxylon fragiforme, 1637 nucleotides long. RefSeq lists its product as uncharacterized. The transcript is spliced from 4 exons. NCBI's taxonomy places the organism in Eukaryota, Fungi, Ascomycota, Sordariomycetes, Xylariales, Hypoxylaceae. The record is from RefSeq and is a predicted model, not a curated record. The coding region runs from base 152 to 1288 and encodes 378 amino acids.